AUGGCAUCGCUGCGCGACCACAUUAAGAGCGACCAUUCGAACGCCGAUUACAAUAGCGCCUUCUAUAAGGUUGUAGACGACCUAAAGAUCGACAUAACCCAGUUCAAGUGUAACCUCUGCUCGCAAGACAUCCCCAACGUGGACACGUUUAUGGUGCACAUAUCGCGCGACCACAGCGUGUCUGUCAACUUUGAGGUGCCGUUCGGCGUGCUACCGUACCGCCAGGGCCCCACCGGCCUCUGGAUGUGUCUCGAUUGCGACAAGACCUUUUCCGAGUUCUCCCAGAUUAACGGCCACCUGCGCAGCCACGUGAAGAUAUUCACGUGCGAUAAGUGCGGGGCUACCUUCCUCUCCGAGCACGGGCUCCGGCAGCACGAGCGCAACUUCAAAUGCUACAAGGCGACGUACAAGCCCCGAUUUGGCAAAGCGCUCAAGCACCGCAGCAACACCGAGAUCAUCCUGCAGUGCUCGACCGCGUGCCCCUUCCGCACCUGGGGUCAAAACUUCAACUGCGUCCUCUGCCGCGUGCAGUCGAACGACCCGAACGGCCUGCGGGCGCACAUGGCGACCCGCCACGCGAACUUCGACGUGCAGCUGGUGUUCAGCCGCAAGCUGCGCAAGGAGUUCCUCAAGGUGGACAUCAGCGACCUCCAGUGCAAGCUGUGCUUCACCCGCAUCGACACGCUCGACGAGCUGAUGGCCCACCUGAAGGACGACCACAAGCAGCCGAUCAACCUGGACGUGCAGCCGGGCGUGCUCCCGUUCAAGCUGAACGACGGCUCGUGCUGGCGCUGCGCCAUCUGCCGCACCCAGUUCUCGGACUUCGUGUCACUGAAGCGGCACACGGCCGAGCACUACCAGAACUACGUGUGCGACACGUGCGGCGAGGGCUUCAUCACCGAGUCGGCGCUGGUCUCGCACGCGCGCGUCCCCCACGACAACAAGUACAACUGCAGCCGCUGCGUGGCCACGUUCACCACGCUCGAGGAGAGGAACGUCCACAUCAAGAGUCAGCACACGGCGCUGCCGUACAUGUGCGGCCACUGCAAGGACAAGCCCCGCUUCGGCACGUGGGAGCUGCGCAAGCGCCACCUGAUGGAGUUGCAUAACUACAGGCCCGGCGCCGAUAUGUACGAGUGCACCACCUGCCACAUGACCUUCAAGACCCGCUCGCAGAAGUACCAUCACAACGUGAAGGCGCACCGCACGAAGAAGGAGUCCGAAUACGGCCAUCCGUGCGUGCAGUGUUCGCGGGCGUUCGCCUCGAAGCUCUCCCUGGACAAGCACAUUGCGAAGAAGCACUUCCACGUGUUA
Iphiclides podalirius (scarce swallowtail) is the source of this 1314-nucleotide messenger RNA. The record is from the annotation of a GenBank genome assembly. Lineage: Eukaryota; Metazoa; Arthropoda; Insecta; Lepidoptera; Papilionidae.